CCAACGUGCCCAGGCUGAGAAAGAAAGAGAAGAAUCCAGUAUAGCUCCUUGCCAGGCAGCUAGCAUCCUAUAAAGUAAGCCAGGCAGGCCAGGUGGCUAUCCACCUGACGGGUACUGGGACUUGGCUUUUCUGGCAGCGCCCGAUGGUCCCUACAACCCCUCCAGAAAGUGCAUGAGGUCUGGCACUACCUGCAGAGUGGCUGAACAUUUGGCAAUCAACAACAAGGGCCACAAACCAUGUCAGGCUCCUACGAUGAGUCUGCGGCAUCUGCUGAAGAAAUAACUGACAGCUUCUGGGAGGUGGGGAACUACAAACGGACGGUGAAACGGAUUGAUGAUGGAUAUCGGCUGUGCAAUGACCUGAUGAACUGUGUCCAUGAGCGGGCAAAGAUAGAGAAGGCAUAUGGCCAGCAGCUGGUAGAUUGGUCCAAGCGGUGGAGACAACUAAUAGACAAAGGCCCACAGUACGGCAGCUUGGAGAAAGCGUGGAUGGCCAUAAUGACAGAGGCGGACAAGGUGAGCGAGCUGCAUCAGGAAGUGAAGAAUAGCUUGUUGAAUGACGACUUCGAGAAGAUGAAGAACUGGCAGAAGGAUGCCUUCCACAAACAGAUCAUGGGAGGCUUCAAGGAGGCCAAGGAAGCAGAGGAUGGUUUUCGGAAAGCACAGAAACCCUGGGCCAAGAAGAUGAAGGAGCUGGAAACAGCCAAGAAAGCAUAUCACCUGGCAUGCAAAGAGGAGAAGCUUGCUAUGACUCGGGAAGCCAACAGCAAGGCUGAGGCAUCCAUCACCCCAGACCAGCAGAAGAAGCUGCAAGACAAAGUGGAAAAGUGCAAGCAGGAUGUGCAAAAGACCCAGGAGAAGUAUGAGAAGGUGGUGGAGGAGCUGAGUAAGUGCACCCCACAGUACAUGGAGAGUAUGGAGCAAGUCUUUGAGCAAUGCCAGCAAUUUGAAGAGAAGAGGCUCAGCUUCCUGAAGGAGGUGCUGUUAGAUAUCAAACGGCACCUCAACCUGGCAGAGAACAGCAGCUAUUCUAAAGUCUACCGUGAGCUGGAGCAGGCCAUCCGCACAGCCGAUGCGCAGGAGGACCUUCGUUGGUUCCGCAACACCAGUGGCCCAGGGAUGCCUAUGAACUGGCCACAACUAGAGGAGUGGAAUCCAGAUGCAGCGCAAACGAUAACCAGGAGAGAGAAACCUAAAAAGAACGAAGGAGGCAACACAUCCAAUGCCAGUGGUGGUGGGGAGGCUACAGCACAAUCUGGGGACCGUGGCAGCGUGAGCAGCUAUGAACGUGGCCAAGCCUACGCGGCAGAGUGGUCAGACGAUGAGGGCGGCAACACUUACAACUCCAGUGAAGCCAACGGCGGUGCCAACUCCUUUGAGGAAGAACCGGCUGGGAAAGGCGUGCGCGUACGAGCUCUGUAUGAUUACGAUGGGCAGGAGCAGGAUGAACUGAGUUUCAAAGCAGGUGAUGAAUUAACCAAAUUAGGUGAAGAAGAUGAGCAAGGGUGGUGCAAAGGGCGCUUAGACAACGGGCAACUUGGUCUUUAUCCAGCUAACUACGUGGAAUCUAUCUAGUUCUGUCAUGUUCUCACUGCUGUCAGAAAAACAAACAAACCCUCUGUCAUUUCCCGUCUCUCUAUGCCAGCCAAGUAGCCAUCUUGCCGUCCAGUCACUCACUCAGCACAGUUAGAGAUCUAAACAUAUUUUCCAAUCAAUCUUUUAUUUUUUUAAUAGCCAUCUCUGAAGAGUAUUUUGUGGUUGCUUCAAUCUUUUUUUGAGAUAAUGAGAUAUGAAAGGUCGACACUGUCUAUGGAAGGAUUGUUAUGUUGAUGAAAGCCAAUACCUCAACCCUUUAAAGCCUAACCAAUGAGGCUUCUGAUUGGUUGGUUUUUAAGGAUAAUGUGUUGAUGAGCCAAUUUCCAAUUGGCUUGAACUAUUUGAAACUUCUGGCACUUAAGCUACUGGGACCAAUCCAAUUCACCCUCUGAAUAGAAUGAAGCAAGUAAAAUUAAGGAGGAAAUGAAAUAUACCCUCAUUGAUUUGUUCUUCAUCUCUACUCCUUCUGUAUUUUCUUUCUUAGCUUUUCCUAUUUUGAAAAGCAAAAGGCACAUUCUCUUUGCCUUCUCUAAGAAGCCCCAAUCAUAUUCUUGUGCUGUACUAUUCUUCCCUCCAGCUGAUCCAUCUGAAGGUGUAUGCUAUGAUUUAAAGGAUUCACUCCACAGAGCCCUGAGAUUCCAUUUCCCCUAUGAGACUGCAGCACGUUGUGGCUUCUCAUUCUACUGACUUGAGAUAUACAGAGGCUCUGAGAUCAAGACGGAUACCCUUACAAAUCAUAAAAGUGUACCACAAUGGCUCCUUUCUCACAGCUUCUCUUGAGGAAUUGGGCUGCAAUACUCAGGACUUGAUCAGAUGGUGGUGGGGCAGAUGCAUCUCUUUAAUACACAAACAUAACACAGAUGUCUCAGCUAUUUCAAGCCUGAGAGAUGUCUGUUGAGGCAGGAGACAGAUGAGAUGCAAAGCAGUCAGUCAG
Messenger RNA from Elgaria multicarinata webbii, 2530 nucleotides. It is a transcript of the gene PACSIN1, whose product is annotated as protein kinase C and casein kinase substrate in neurons 1. The coding region runs from base 238 to 1575 and encodes 445 amino acids. Gene Ontology annotation, cellular component: cytoplasm; endosome; plasma membrane. The transcript has 10 exons. NCBI's taxonomy places the organism in Eukaryota, Metazoa, Chordata, Lepidosauria, Squamata, Anguidae. The record is from RefSeq and is a predicted model, not a curated record. Gene Ontology annotation, biological process: neuron development; neuron projection morphogenesis; actin filament organization. Gene Ontology annotation, molecular function: protein binding; phospholipid binding.